Prorocentrum cordatum is the source of this 841-nucleotide messenger RNA. The record is from the annotation of a GenBank genome assembly. NCBI's taxonomy places the organism in Eukaryota, Dinophyceae, Prorocentrales, Prorocentraceae.
AGCGUUCUUUGGGCGGGUUUGCGGUUUGCCAAACGGGCGCCCGUGCAGGGCACCUUUUCUCUCGUAGCCUCAGAUGCUUGGAUGCUCGAGAGCGCCCUCGAGUGCACGAAGCCGCUCGCGCUUCGCGGUUCGGCUCCGACUCCUCCGCAUCCUCUUCGUCGCUCCUGGGGGGGCGGCCAGAGAGAGUGAAGUUGGGCGCCUUUGGAUACGUCUUUCUGCACUGUUCUGAUCUCAGAGUGAAGCAUGUCCGCCCGCGGGGUUGCAAAGCCGCCCCGUCCCAGCGGCCAUGAUCAACGCACGGAAGAAGAUCAUCAAAGACAAGAGCGCCCCCAUCACGGAGCUUGAGGAGGAGGUUGCGAAGGCUCUCCUGGACAUUGAGACGUCGCAGGCGAGUGAUAUCAAGGGAGAGCUCCGCGACAUCACCAUUUCGGCCGCCAAGGAGGUGGACGCGAAGACGCGGAAAGCUGUCGUCGUCUACUUCCCCUUCCGGGUCUGGGCCGCGGUCAAGAAGAUCCAGGGCCGCUUGGUGCGGGAGCUGGAGAAGAAGCUCGCGAAGAAGCACGUCGUCUUCGUGGCGAACCGUACGAUCCUGGAUAAGAACUUCCGGCGGAGGGGCCUCAAGGUGCGGCCGCGGAGCCGCACGCUGACGGCGGUCCACGACUCCAUCCUCGAGGACAUCGUCGGGCCCACAGAGAUCGUGGGCAGGCGCACCCGCAUCGGCGCUGACGGCACCAAGUUGAUGAAGGUGUUCCUAGAUCCCAAGGACAAGGAAAAGGGUGACGUUGAGGAUAAGAAGGCCACGUUCGCUGCCGUCUACAAGAAGCUCACCAACAAGGAGGCG